CAAAAACAGGAAAAGACAACGCGGAAGUAAAAUUUCGAGCGGGUUUGUUAUGUUAUUGCCCACCAUUCUUUCCUCGUGGAUGUAUACAUACUAGCAGAAUACCCAACUCUCAGUCCACUGAAACAUGUCUAAACUACAGUCGUUUCGUAUGUUCUUAAACGAGCGUUUAACCGCGGCAGCUGUGGAGAUUUUCGGGGCAGUUGAGCAAACGGUAGUGGAGUACCAGGAGGAGAAUGAUCGGCUACGGAGACUGCUGCGGGUCACACCGGAGAUAAAACGAUGCAGAAUAGACUCCCUGCAGCUGCCUGUCUCUGAAGAGGAGGUUCUCCCUGAACAGCAGCACUGUGAGCAGGAGUGGAGCCCCAGUCUGGGGCAGGAGAACCCAGAGCUUCCACAGAUUAAAGAGGAACAGGAGGAACUCAGGACCAGUCAGGAAGAAGAGCAGCUUCAAGGGCUGGAGGCUGAUAUCAUAGAGUUCAAAUUCACUCCUUCCUGUGUGAAAAGUGAAUGUGAUCAGGAGGACCCACUUCAGCCCUUCACUUCUCCCCAAACCCAGACUGUGGAGAACAGAGAGCAUGACCCUAAACAAGUGGAUCUCACACCUUUUAUUACUGUGACCCACCUUAAGGGUCUCCACAUUCCCUGUGAGCCUCCAGAUAAUCAGAACAAUGCCUCCAGCCACAGGUCAGCUGUAAGCAGUGACCCAGUAGGACUUGACAGCAGCCCACCAUUGGUUCCCAGCCCAUCAUUGGAUCCAAACCCAUCAAUAGGUGAACACUGUUCCAAACCCAGCACCACCCUUAGAAAAACUCACCACUGCCGUGACUGUGGUGAAAUGUUUGCUCUGAAAGCUGACCUGAAGAGGCACGUGACUCUUUCCAUGCAGAGACCCAGUGAAUGCCGCUUCUGCAAAAAACGCUACAACUCCACCUGUAAACUGAAGGCCCAUGUCCGACUCUGUCGCGGUAGGAAACCCUGCACCAGCCCUGUUUGUAGCAAGACCUUCAAAAUCAAAGCAGAUCUGUCCAAGCACAUGAGGAUUCACACAGGGGAGAAAUCAUUUAGUUGUGGUUACUGUGGGAAGCGCUUCAAUCGCAAGGGGAACCUUACUGAUCAUAUUCCUAUUCACACAGGAGAGAAAGCAUUUAGCUGUGCUGACUGUGGGAAAAAAUUCAGUCAGAAGGGGACCCUACGGAAGCAUAGACUGACUCACAAAGGAGAGAAACCAUUUAUCUGUGGAGACUGUGGGAAAAGCUUCUAUCAGAAAGGGGACCUAAGUAGGCAUAUACGGACUCACACAGGAGAGAAACUUUUUAUCUGUGGUGACUGUGGGAAAAGCUUCAAUUUGAAGGGGAACCUAAAGAAGCAUGAACUGACUCACACAGAAGAUAAACCAUUUAGCUGUGGUGACUGUGGAAAAAGCUUCAAUCACAAGUCUAACUUACUGACACAUGUUAAAAACAUCCACAAAGGAGGAAAACAGGAUGACAUUUGAAAGAAGAUCUAUUCAGUCAGAAGAUGAGAAUAAAAGGGCAGGAUGGGGACAAUACUCUUGAGUACACGCUCAUAGACUCACAUCUAUUGGUUGGUGGAGGACGAUACGAUGAUACCUCUCAUAGGGAUCUGCUCUCCAUGCUUCAGGAUUAAAGUUCCUCUGGUCUCUGAUCUAUUCUAUUGAUAACCUGCUGUUUCUCUCCACAGUGCUCUCUGCUACUCUCUGGUCUACAUGGAGGGCCGAGCUACUUUACAUCUGUCUGGAGGGAGAGAUAGAGGUCACAGAAUGAGGGUUCUAGUCUCAACACUCUCCAAGGCUUUAGAGGAAAAGACUACCUUUUCAGGUCAUGUGACAACUGCCAUCCUCUAACAGUGGCACUGCUAACCCGUUUGUUAAAUGUAUGCCCUUUGGAUAAAAGCUUCUGCUAAAUGGCAUAUACAGUGGAGUCUGAAAUGAUUGACGUCCUUGAUAAAAAUGAGCAAGAUUGAUUGUCAGAUUCAA
This is a messenger RNA of Salmo salar (Atlantic salmon), 1996 nucleotides long. RefSeq lists its product as uncharacterized. NCBI's taxonomy places the organism in Eukaryota, Metazoa, Chordata, Actinopteri, Salmoniformes, Salmonidae. The record is from RefSeq and is a predicted model, not a curated record.